Messenger RNA from Siniperca chuatsi (mandarin fish), 1544 nucleotides. RefSeq names its product chondrolectin (gene chodl). The record is from RefSeq and is a predicted model, not a curated record. The transcript has 8 exons. Gene Ontology annotation, biological process: positive regulation of axonogenesis. The coding region runs from base 178 to 1098 and encodes 306 amino acids. Lineage: Eukaryota; Metazoa; Chordata; Actinopteri; Centrarchiformes; Sinipercidae. Gene Ontology annotation, cellular component: cytoplasm.
GGAGAAAGCAGAGAGAGUGAAGUGAGGGAGGAAGAGCAGAAUGGACAUAAAGACCAGCAGAAGAGCAAACCAGGAGCGGGGCUUUUAUUUUGAAGUUUUGUAAGAAAAUCACUGGAACAAACCUCAAGAUUUCUUGUAUUUUUUAUUUCUGUGUUGCAAAAAACCACAAACCCCAAAAUGACGACAUCGCACUCGGUGAUGCGGUUGGUCCUCGGGGUUGUCAUAGCGAUGAUGGUCGCCCGGGGGAGCGGAGCGCGGGUGGUGAGCGGCCAGACGGUGUGUUUGGGUGGCCCCGAGCGUCCCUGCUAUAAGAUCGCAUAUUUCCACGACGUGUCGAGCCGUGUCGCCUUCCCGGAGGCACGUCAGGCCUGCGAGAUGGACGGAGGGUCUCUGCUCAGCAUCGAGAGCCUGGCCGAGCAGAGAGACAUCGAGAAUCUGCUGCAGGAGCUGCGAUCAGGAGCGGUGGGCGGCGCAGGAGGAGGCGCAGGAAGUAUAGCGGACGGUGAUUUCUGGAUCGGUCUGACACGGGUGGACAGAGUCGAUCACACUCAUCCUGAGCUCAGCAACACCUUCACUUCCUGUCCUCAGCUCUACCACUGGACCGACGGCAGUCUAGCCUCCUUCAGGAACUGGUAUUUCGACGAGCCGUCCUGCGGAGGAGAGGCCUGCGUCGUGAUGUACCAUCAGCCUGCUGCACUUUCUGGUCUGGGCGGGGCUUAUCUCUACCAAUGGAACGACGACCGCUGCAACAUGAAACACAACUUCAUCUGCAAAUACGAACCAGAGAGCCAUCUUGUGAAGGAGCAGGGUGACACACCUGGAGGGCGGGGCACAGAGGCGACAGCAGGUGGAGGUGUGAUCAAACAGCCUGCAGGCAGUGAGGAGGUUCCCCCUCAGGUCACCAUGACUGGAGCUUCAGGCAUGUUACUGGUGUACGUGAUCAUUCCCACAAUCCCCCUGCUGCUGCUCAUCCUGGUGGCUUCUGGGACAUGUUGUUUUCAGAUGCUGAGUAGAAGUACUCCCCGCACCAAGACCACCGUCAACCAAUCGAACCUGUGGAUCUCCAGGUCGCCCAAACCAGACAGCAUGGAGGUCUGACACCACCCCGUGACAUCACCAUGACAUCACAGCAGCAUCAGCACAUCGCCGGCGGAGGCAUGACUUCACUCCACGGCUCAACCAAUCAUCAUCAUCAUCAUCAUCAUCAUCAGGUGUUCAGGAGCGGGCGGAGCCUUGAGAGGACAAUGAUGUCAUCACAUUACAGUUUAUUACUGAAGUACACAAAGCUACAGAGUCGUCUGUGUAUUUAUACUGCGUUCCCUCCAGACAUGUACUACAGAGUACACGCAGUACUGCACAUUCUGAUACUCACCUGCAUCUAUUUACUGUGCAGGUACUUCCCUCCAUCCUUCCUUCUACACCUUCCUGCUUCCUUCCUGCUUACCUCGCUUACUUCCCUUUCCUUUCUAUAUCUCUUCUUCUCUUCCUCCAUCUUGUGCCUUCCUCCCUUCACCCCUCACUCCUUCCUUCCCGUCUCCUCCUUC